AUGUACAUCGAUGUUUCGCUCUCUUGGGAGAGCGCUGACAGGUACGCUGUAGAUCUCAUCCUGCAGGUUCUGAGAGAGAAAGAAAGAAUAUUCAGCCACUUAUUGAUCCCCUGGGAGAUAGAGAACGGCAGCAUGAACAAGGGCGUCGUGGACGGGAACCGCAUCGACACUGGUUCGCUUCACCGGGAUCUCUCCAACCUCGUGACCUGGGCACACACUCACGGCACCAUCUGCAGUCACAUCCCAGCCCUGGAAACUGGGCAGAGCGUGGGUCACCCUGGCAAGGAAAACUCCGUUCUUUGGAUCUGCAGCGUUGGGCACGCCUAUCACUGGCAGUGUGGAAGGUUAUGCGUCCGGAGUGGGGAAAAGAAUAAAGCUAGAGAAAAGAGAAAGUCAUCAGCAUCUGCGGAGGCUUUGCUGAGGGAGGCUGAUUCCGAGAAGAGGCUCAGGAAGACCCCGUCCUUUGAGCGGGCUGAGGGAGAUGCUGUCCGCACGGGGUCGUACGGCGGAUCUCCAGGGCUCGCUCAGCGGAAAGACAACACGGUCUACGUGAUCCGUAAUGAACCGUCCCCUGGAAAAAAUAAAAACUCCAGCAAAUCCGUGAGAUCGUACCGUGCAGCAGAGCAGUGCUCGCCCGUGCCCAGCGGCAGAAUCAAAACCAACAGGCGUAAGGUGAACCUAGAGAGCCACAAAGAGCCGCAAAGCGUCUUGGAUGAAGGAAGGUGUGCGUCCGAUGGAAACGACCAAGGAGACAGAGUCAACCAGAACGUUCCGUCGGCAUCCCCAGUUAAAGGCGUCGCUGAGGCAGAACUGCAGAUGCAUCCCAUGCAGGAGGGGGCAUUUAACAAGCUGACAGCCACCCAAACGCCUGGCUUUGACCCCACCGGGAAGCCACCCCCAGCUCUCGCCUGCAUUCAAACCCUUGCCAUCAGCAAUCAGGAGAGCCUGGACAACAGCUUCUUGAGCUUGGGUUCUCUUAAUCCCUCAGGAUCUGCAACCGAAGCUUCUGACACAUGGAAUUCCUCUGGGUCAGCAACACCGAAAGAGCUUGUGAGACCUGUUCCUGUCUCCGGCACUGAAGCAAAGGCCCAGCCUGACUCACCCAUCUCCAUGACAUUGUUAGAGUUUGAGGUCAUCACGGGUAUCCAUCAGAAGCCCCAGCCGUGUCCUCCUGAGUGUAGCACAACGGGAAUCAGCUUAAGGGAGAGCCCUACCCAAAACCCUAUGGAGGAGAGUGAGCCGUCGGGAUCCGGGCACGCGCCUCACUGCUCAGCCUCAGUGAGCCUCGAGAGCAACAGCGCAGACCAGCCACCUGCCUCGUCCAACAAAAGUGUGCAGAAGAAGGGCAAGAAGAACCGUAACAGCGCCAGUAUCAAACCUUUCAAAGACUGGCUGGUUUUACACCGCCCUUCGGAGACGCGCGAGAUCCACACGCUGCCGCCCGAGGACCUCGAUACCUACCUGGCUUUGUUCUUCCGGUCGGUGAAGAGGCAGGACGGCAUGGAUUUAUCCGCCAGUUCUCUGCACUACUUUCAGGGCAACAUGGAGAGAUACCUCAGGGAUCACAGCUACAGGUACAGCGUGAAAGGCUUCCAGUUCAGAGCCUCCCAGGAAGCCUUGAGAGAAAAGUACCAGUACCUAUCCCAAAAAGAGAGAGGGGAGGAGUGGAGCAUUUUGGAGAAGCUGACAGAUGAGGAUGUGGCAAACCUUUGUGAGAAGGGAAUCCUGAGUAAGGCGCACCCUCGGGGCUUUUUGCACCUCCUGUUCACCAACAUUGUUCGGGGCUUUGGGGCACGUACCCACAGUCAGAGCCCCAGCGUGUACUGGGGCCAACUGGUGCUGAGAAAGGGCGAGGGGGAGCUGGAGUAUUUGGAGUGGAAGGAUGAUCUUAGCACGGAGGGAAACGCAGGGCAGGAGGGUCCUCGGCUCUUUGCCAGGCCCGACAACCCAGAUAGCUGUCCAGUCACAGAUUAUAAGGAAUAUGCUAGGAAAAGGCCCCUGGACAAGCUUCACGACUACGAUCCGCUUUAUCUGGCUCCCAUGCGCCUGUGGUCCAGCUGGGACAAAGCGUGGUACUGCAGGAAGUCCCUGACCAAAGCCCAGAUAGAAAAGAUGUUGAAAACCAUAACCCAGCAAGUCAAGGGGUCAGGAAAGAAAUCCCGGAAAUAA
Molecule: messenger RNA, 2169 nt
Organism: Eurypyga helias (sunbittern)
Lineage: Eukaryota; Metazoa; Chordata; Aves; Eurypygiformes; Eurypygidae
Exons: 6
Coding region: 1-2169 (722 amino acids)
Source: RefSeq, a predicted model, not a curated record